Molecule: messenger RNA, 1776 nt
Organism: Monoraphidium neglectum
Lineage: Eukaryota; Viridiplantae; Chlorophyta; Chlorophyceae; Sphaeropleales; Selenastraceae
Exons: 3
Coding region: 1-1776 (591 amino acids)
Source: RefSeq, a predicted model, not a curated record
AUGGCGGCCAUUUUGAAGCUUACAGAAGAGGCUCUGGAGCUUGUAUGCUCGUUGUUAGAUGACCAGCGAGCGCGUGCGGCGCUGCGCCUCGUCUGUGCGCGCCUGCGUCGCGCAGUGAACGCCACCGUCAUCAGCGUCGCAGUGCAGCUGUCCGACGGCGUUUCCGUCACCUGCCAUGGCAUGAACGCCAUGCAAUCGAGGACGCUGUCAGAGCAGUUCCCUGCAGCUCGCUGUGUGCGGCUCGUUGGCAUGGAUGCGGCGCAGUCGCCCACGGCGAUCGCACAGCUCGAGCAGCUGCCCGCUGGCUGCUGGCGCGGCGUUGCUGAGCUGGACACCGACUUCACCGCCCACCUGUGCCCCCCCGCACUGACCGCCGCCGCCCUCGCCGCCGCUGCGCGCCUGUGCCCUGCGCUCGAGGCGGCGGCCACGCCGCUCGCGCCGGCGCCGCUGCGGGCGCUCGCCGCGGCGGCGGGCAGCUUGCGGCGGCUCGCCGCCCUGGUUGCGGCAGAGCAGCAGGGCAGCUGUUGCGCGGCCCCGCACGAUGCCCCGCAUGCCAUGACGGAUGGCGUGUGCAACGCACUGGCCGCCCUCACCGGCCUCGUCAGCCUGGAGCUGCGCCAGCACGCCAGCCCCCCUCUCUCCCCGCACCACAUGCCUCACCACCCCGCCUCCCGCGCGAACGCCGCCCUCCUCGGGCUCGCGGCCGCGCUGCCGCGCCUGCGCGCGCUCUCGCGCCUCGACCUGCCGCUUGCCGUCAGCGCGCUGCCGGCGCUCGGCGGCUGCACUGCGCUCGAGGACCUGGCAGUGUCCCUCGACUUUGACAGCCUGGCGGUGGCCGGCGCCCUGCCGAGCCUGGGGGUGGUGGGCAGCGUCACGCGCGUGCGGGUCGCCGACAGCCGGAGCAGCAUUAGCAGCAGAAAUGACGACAACGCAUCGUCUGCAACGUCCAGCCCAAAUGUUCGGAUCAAUUACGACGUCGGUGGGCACUCCCCUAUCGCGACGCCCCCCACCCCCGGCGCUGUCCUCGAAGACGACCUGGAGGCCAUCGCCGCCGCCUUCCCAAACCUCGGAUCCCUCGACCUCGCCUGCGACGCCGUCCUGCUGGGCCCCUGCGCCGCGGCGAUGACGAGGCUCCGCCGCCUGCGCGCGCGCGCGUCCAAGGGGCUGCUGGCUGGUGACGCGCUUGCGCGGCUGGCGCCGGCGCUGGAAGUGCUGCAGCUGGACGGCACCUACGACCUGCAGCGCCGCGGUGGCGACGGCGGCGGUGGCAGCCGCUGGGAGGGCCACGGCGCGCUGCGGGAGCUCGUCCUGCGCGCGGCGGCGUUCCACCUCUGCAGCUGCCCGCCGCGGGGGUUUGACGCGCUGUCAGAGUGCCUGGCCGUCUGCCUGCCACGCUUUGCCGUCCUGGAGAGCCUGCAGGUCGGCAUUGAAUCGUUCUACGGCCUGCAGCAGCCUGGCGACGGGGCCGCCUGCUGUGGGUGCAGCAGGGGCGUGAGCCCGCGUCACGGCGGCGGCGGGCCGGAGCCCGACGGCCGCUGGUGCUGCGACGUCGGCCCGACGGACGGAGAGGAGGAGGUGAAUUGGGUGACAGCCGAGCUGAUUCAGGAGGUGGGGGCGGUCUUCGCCGGGCCGCUGAGGCCGGCCAGCCUGGCCAGAGUCAACCUGCGCCUGCCCCGCAGCCGCUGCUGCCGCGGCUCUGGCGAGGGUGCUGGCGCCGCUUUUGAGCAGGCCCAGGUUGUGAUGGCCCGUGUGGGUGUGUCUGUUGAGCUGUUUUGA